CCCAUCUCUGCCAAAAAACCCUCGCCUAUGUCACUCGCCCUUUACUGGUUUGGCCCAAAGCCAUCGCCUGCGUGAACGAACCUUCGCCAUUAGAGCUAGCUGGGAAGGAAACGACCGGAUCCCGACUUACAGAGAGCAACGAAACUCCCAUCUCUCUUGUCCUUCCUCUCCGCUCCUACCAGAAACCAUUGAGGAAGAUGUCCGAUGAUAAUGUGGCUACUAAAAGCCACAAUCAAAAAAAUUCAGUCAGCAACUCAUCAUCAGCAUCUGAGAUUGACAUGUCUUGGAGUGAAGUUCUUGCAAACAUAAUGCACCAAGCAUCAAUAUAUGGAAUAGCAGCCGGGUACUGCAUCUCUGCCUCACUUCUCUCAAUCAUCAACAAAUGGGCUCUCAUGAAGUUCCCCUACCCCGGCGCCUUAACCGCCCUACAAUACCUCACCAGCGCCCUUGGAGUCCUGCUCUGUGGUCGGCUAAACCUCCUUGAUCAUAACAAACUCGAUCUCUCAACAAUGUUGAAAUUCUUACCCGCCGCCGUCAUCUUCUACCUCUCCCUCUUCACCAACAGCGAACUUCUUCUCCAUGCCAAUGUUGACACAUUCAUUGUGUUUCGAUCCGUCGUCCCCAUGUUCGUCGCCGUCGGCGAAACUCUCUUUUUGAUGCAGCCGUGGCCUUCUCUCUCGACCUGGCUUUCGCUAACCACGAUUUUCGUCGGCAGUCUCAUUUACGUCCUCACCGACUAUCAGUUCAACUUGACUGCCUACGGUUGGGCCGCCGCAUAUCUUCUGAGCAUGUCGAUUGAUUUUGUUUACAUCAAACAUGUAGUCAUGACGAUCGGUCUCAACACUUGGGGACUUGUUCUCUACAACAAUCUUGAAGCCCUCUUGUUGUUUCCCCUUGAGUUGGUUGUUAUGGGGGAGCUGAAGAAGAUAAAACACGAGAUUGUCAAUGAGUCAGAGUGGUUUUCUGUCGGUGUGAUUCUGCCGGUCGGGCUCUCGUGCUUGUUUGGUGUAGCCAUUUCAUUCUUCGGUUUCUCGUGUCGUCGGGCGAUAUCCGCCACAGGUUUCACAGUGCUUGGCAUUGUCAACAAGCUUCUGACUGUGGUUAUAAAUCUGAUGAUAUGGGAUAAACAUUCAACCCUGAUUGGAACGAUCGGGUUGCUCAUAUGCAUGCUCGGCGGAGUUCUUUACCAGCAAUCUACGUCGAAGCCAAAGGCGGCAGAAGUUCGAGUUGAGUCCGGGCUGGAGGAUGAAGAACAACAGAUGCUUAUGGAGAUGAAGGUUGAAGUUGAGCUGGAUAAGAGCCAGGGAAUUGUUGAUGAAGAGAACAAAUAAGGAUUUUAAGGCUUUUUUUAUGAUCUGUUUGAAGUUAAGGUGGACAUGGGCGCAUUUUUUGAUCAAAUAAAGCUGUUGGAAUUGGCAAUCAUUGUGUUGUUUCAUGACUCAGGGAGAGAUUUUUGUCUCGCUUUAUUUCAGUAUAUUAUGCCAAGACUGAAACAGAAAUUCUCUUGACUAAAUAUUUGUUGUAAAUGGAUUCCAUUUUUCUCUUUGAAGAA
Messenger RNA from Phalaenopsis equestris, 1552 nucleotides. RefSeq names its product GDP-mannose transporter GONST3. The record is from RefSeq and is a predicted model, not a curated record. Bases 198 to 1331 code for a protein of 377 amino acids. Gene Ontology annotation, molecular function: antiporter activity; GDP-fucose transmembrane transporter activity. Lineage: Eukaryota; Viridiplantae; Streptophyta; Magnoliopsida; Asparagales; Orchidaceae. Gene Ontology annotation, cellular component: Golgi apparatus. The transcript is spliced from 2 exons.